CCAAUACAUAUUUUCCAGAAUCUCACAUGAGACGAAAAUUCCCUUCCGCUUUCUUUCCGUUCGUGGUCAGCCCCUAGACCGAGGCUACCAGGUUCUCGCUCGUGAAACCCAAUUUUCUCAAAAUGGGUUUUGUGAAAGUGGUCAAGAAUAAAGCUUACUUCAAGCGCUUCCAAGUGAAGUUCAGGAGGAGGCGCGAAGGCAAGACUGAUUACUAUGCCCGUAAGCGUCUUGUCAUCCAGGCCAAGAACAAGUACAACACUCCCAAGCACCGUAUUGUGGUGCGCAUCACCAACCGGGAUGUGAUUGCCCAGGUAGCAUAUGCCAGGAUUGAGGGAGAUGUGAUUGUCGCUGCUGCGUACGCUCAUGAACUCCCUCGCUACGGCAUCAAGGUUGGGCUGACCAACUACGCAUCGUGCUACUGCACUGGACUCCUGCUUGCCAGGAGGAUUCUGAAGAAAUUCAACUUGGACACCGUCUAUGAAGGACAAACUGAAGUCGAUGGUGAAAUGUACUCUGUAGAACAUGUUGAUGAUGGACCAGGUGCCUUCCGUGCUCAUCUCGACACUGGCUUGGCUCACACCACCACUGGUGCCAGGAUCUUUGGUGUCAUGAAGGGUGCCGUUGAUGGUGGCAUUGAGAUCCCCCACAGGUAAGGGCUUGCAUGAGGAAUCUAGUAU
Molecule: messenger RNA, 677 nt
Organism: Penaeus monodon (black tiger shrimp)
Lineage: Eukaryota; Metazoa; Arthropoda; Malacostraca; Decapoda; Penaeidae
Product: 60S ribosomal protein L5-like
Exons: 4
Coding region: 123-653 (176 amino acids)
Biological process (GO): ribosomal large subunit assembly; translation
Cellular component (GO): ribosome; cytosolic large ribosomal subunit
Molecular function (GO): 5S rRNA binding; structural constituent of ribosome
Source: RefSeq, a predicted model, not a curated record